Molecule: messenger RNA, 1092 nt
Organism: Gongylonema pulchrum
Lineage: Eukaryota; Metazoa; Nematoda; Chromadorea; Rhabditida; Gongylonematidae
Source: the annotation of a GenBank genome assembly
GACUGGAACAAAAAUGUCCACUCAACGAAAAAGCGCUCCACAACGGAUGACCCUGCAACACCAGCGGAUGGUCCCGCGUCAUCAGUACCAUCAGUUCAAACCAAUAAGUCGCUAAUGAGGAGCGAGGUUAUCAGUGAGGGAACGGGUGGUAAAAGCAUAAGCGAAGAUUUGGAUGUGAUAAUUGUGCCAAAGUGGAAAAAAAUACUGAAAACAGUAAGCACCAAAAAAGAACUGCACGAAAGCAUAAAUCCGAAAAUUAGCGGAAACAAAGCAGUGCUUAGGAAUACUGCUCAAAUAAGUGGAGCAAAGAUUAGAGAAGGAUCUGAUUAUACAACAGUUGAAAUUUUGACUAAAGGAGUUCGUCGUGAAUCACACUCCACACAAAAAGAAAAGGCAGAUUCUGAGCAGAUUUCGACCAGAAAUCCAGCUGAAUCUGCAGAAGGCAAAGAAGAUUCUGCAGUAUCUCAGACUCAGAAAGUUUUUGAAUCAACAAGACCAAACGAUCACGAAAGGUCCUCCGAGAAACUGUUUACUUCAGCAGCGCCGAUGGAAUCUCCAGAUUCUAUAAAUCCUCCAUUAGGAGAAGAAUUCGUAACAGUAGCAGCAUCAUCAUUCAGAAGUGUCGAUUAUGCCACAAAAAGAAAUAAGACAACGGCACUUCAAAAAAACGAAGAGGAAAACAAGCGGAAGAAGGCGAAAAGCAAAUUUCAGGAUAGCGGAAGUGAUUCAGUUUCUGAAAAAAUUUCGACAAAGAGUGGCAGCUCAAAGGAAGAAGGUGAAACUGAAACGCAAAAUCCAAUAGAUUCGGAAGAAGAUGACAGUUUUGAUGGGGAACUUUACGGUGAAACUGAUGGAAUAAAGGAAAACAAAAUUGGCGAUAUUCCUGACAACGAACUGGAUUCAAAAAUGGAUGGUUCCGGAGAGGCACCCGAACAGUUGACUAAGAAUGACGUCUUUGAGAUCCCUGAAGCAGAUUCGGAGGAAAUGGAUGAGGGCGAGUUCGGCAAUGGUAAAGUAUUAGCGCUCGCUUUCUUUGAAUUUAACAUUUACAAUACGCUGCUUUUAUCGCUAAAACGUACUAAACAUAGGUAA